AUCGAUUCGACUUCGAGUUCAACGAAGACGAACUCCAUGAAAGAAAGAUAGGUCUUAUAAAGUAUAUUCUAAAGUAAUAUAGUAAGAAAGUAUUUAUCGUACAAAUUAUAUUAGCUAAUAUUUGACACUUCUUUUCUCAAGCUUAUAAUUCAUUAACCAUGGCUCCGGCUCCAAAAGGCAAACCUCCCACCAAAGGUGCUAAACAGAUAUUGGUGGAGAAUUCAGAAACAGUCAGUUUCUACCGCAACAUGUCUCUUGCAGCCGCAGCCUUGUACGGAACUGCCACCGUUAGCUUGUACUGGGACAACUUAACAACGGGAAUUAUUUUCCUGAACGUUCUACUAUUGGCAAUAUAUGGAGGGUGCUAUCAAAUUAUGAGAUACAUCAGUCGGCCCACUUAUUCCGACAACAGCCAGCUCAUCGAUCCUGGUCUUGAUUUGAAUAUGGAAGGUGGUAUGGGCGAACAUGUGAAAGAUAUAGUGAUAUUGUCAGCAAUCACACAUGUGCUUGCUGUGAUAUCAAACUAUUUCUUUUUGCUGCUUCUGCUGAUACCAGCGAGAGCCUUCUGGCUGCUCUGGGUCAACGUGCUAGGACCUUGGUUCUUCCAAGAGGCUCCCCAAGACACAGAACAAGAUGAAAAGAAAAAGAAAAAAUUAGAAAGAAAAAUGAAAAGAUAUCAGCAAUAAAGUAAAGUAAUACUUAAUAGGAGUACCUUGAUUCAAGAAGCCUUAUUAUUGUAUAAAUGCUCAGUUCUUAAUUAACACGGUUAACUAGUAGGAUAGUAACUUUUGUUAUAUUUAUAAUUUUAUUUCAAUAUAUUGUUAAACUUCAAUAUUAAAUACAUCUAUUAAAUUAAUAAUGGUACAAUAAUUAAAUAAACAUAGGUAUAUUUUUAUAUACAUUGAAAUA
Molecule: messenger RNA, 909 nt
Organism: Helicoverpa armigera (cotton bollworm)
Lineage: Eukaryota; Metazoa; Arthropoda; Insecta; Lepidoptera; Noctuidae
Product: transmembrane protein 208
Exons: 4
Coding region: 159-686 (175 amino acids)
Biological process (GO): vacuolar protein processing
Cellular component (GO): intracellular membrane-bounded organelle
Source: RefSeq, a predicted model, not a curated record